Molecule: messenger RNA, 1461 nt
Organism: Pseudozyma flocculosa PF-1
Lineage: Eukaryota; Fungi; Basidiomycota; Ustilaginomycetes; Ustilaginales; Ustilaginaceae
Exons: 6
Coding region: 1-1461 (486 amino acids)
Source: RefSeq, a predicted model, not a curated record
AUGUCGGCAACUCAUCCGCAACGCCGGCAGCGCAAACACGUAAACUACGCGGACGCGCUCAACGACGACGACGAUCAGGGCGAGGGCAAUCCCACCAUGUCCGACCCGAGGAAGCGGCUCGCAGCUGGGCCCAAGCUGUACCAGGUCGCCCGGAUCACGCAACUCGCCAUGGACCAGGACACGGGAUCUGCAGAAGAUGCCGACGCGUCGAGCAAGCUGGACAAGGUCGAUGCCGGCAUCCUCUCGCGCAUCCAGAAGUCGCUGCGCCUCGCAAAGCACCCGGGCACCGGCGAGGCAGAGGCGCGACAGGCGCUCCGGCUCGCCACCCGGCUCAUGGCAUCCCAGAACCUCACCCAGGCGGACCUCAUCGCCUCCGAGGACCAGGAAACCGCCCAGGCCCGCGCCGGCAUGAGCGAGGUCGAAAUCACCUCGACCACCGGCGCCAUGGUGCGCAACGAGAGCUGGGCCAACCGCAUCGCCAUCGCCAUCAACCUCUUCUUUUCCGUCAAGGCGUACUCGACCUCGCACGUCGGCAGGCACAGGCUCACCUGGACCUUCUACGGCCUUGCCAUCAACACCGUCGCCGCGGCCACGGCGUUUGAAAUGGUCCACAACCAGGUCCUCACCUGGGCCGCCGACAACCGGCUCGCAAAGGGCCGCACCGGCAAGAACUCGUACUGCCAGGGCGUCGCAGCCGGCCUCGUCGACAUGGCCAGAAAGGAGAAGAAGGAGGAGCUGCAGCUUGCCAUCGAGGCAGAGAAGAAGCGGCUCCGCCAGGCAACCAAGGAGGAGAAAGCAGCACGGCAGAGGGACAUCGACCGGCUAGAUGGUCCCACCGCGUCGCGGCAGGCAAAGGUCGAGGAGGCGGACGAGGUCGACGAUGUCAAGCCCGUUAAACGCUCCCCUUCCGAAGAGCGAGGCGGUCUGGGAGCCGGCGAACCGGUUCGUCGACGCGUCAAACCGGAGCGGCCCGACUAUAGCAGCGGCCUGAAACGCGAAGGCACGCCGGGCGACUACGGAGAUGACUAUGACGAUGGCGGCGGAGGGUACGAUGACUCUCCUGGCCUCCCGCUCGAGUCCGAGGCCGAUGUCAAGCCCGACUUUGACGAGGAGCUGGAACGGGACAUCAUCGAUCUCACCAACGACAGCGACGACGAGGUGGACGUCAAGGUCAAGCCCGAACCGGGGCGAGGCUACGGCGUCAAGAAGGAGGAGGACGGGUUGCAGGAGCAAGAGGCGGAGCAGGCGAGCUGGAGGGAUUCCGGCCAGCUGAUCCAGUUCCGACAGAAUGCGGAAAAGAUCGCCGACGACUUCCUCCAGUCGCAGCACGGCGGCAAGCUGAAGCUGCGCAAACGUCAGGCUUCCUCAUACGUCAAGGACGCACAGGCCUAUGAACAGGGCCGUCGAGAUGCGAGCAAGAUUGACGUUAAACGACGUCGGAUCCAGGGCGGUGAUGCGUGA